CAUCUUCCAUGUUACCGGUCUCCUACACAACCGAACCCCCAUGCAAUAACCCGCAUUAUCAUACAUAAGGACGUAUGGGUAGAAGUACUACUGAUGGGAACCCGAUCGAUUCACGGUGGGCGCGUGAAGAGAGCUGACACUGUUGGAAUUAGCGCCACCAUGCAUGAGCAUGGCUCUGGUUGGCUAGUGGAGGAGAGACACGUCAAUCAAACCCGGCAAAGGUGCUGAACUCGAAGACGAGGUUUCCGCGUCCUCCAUCUCUUCUCCCACUUUUUCUUAUCUUGAUCGCGCGGGAGAUUUUACGUCUGACCAUGGGCCUAAGAAGUAAAAUCAAGGCGAAAAUUCGGCCCAAACAAGUGGCCUCCAAGCGGCAAGAUGAGGAUCAAUCGCGUCCCCAGCUGCCGGAACGGGAAACGCGUGCCAAAGCCCCCUUUGUGUCUGAAGAUCUUUGGGCAAAAGCAGAAGGGCGCCUGAAAGAAGACGAAAAAAUGAGAAAAAUACUGGCUGCAUCUCAAACAAUCCUCGAAACAGAUUUCGGACUGGAUAUCCAGCCAGGGAGCACCAUCGGCCUUGAAGGGCUCUGCGAAUUUCUAGAUGCCAAAACUCAUCAUCUGGAGGAAAGGAAGUGGGUAAUCCAGCUAGGGGGUCACAGCCUCCAGGUCCGAGACCAACUUACCAGGGUCUUUCGGAAUGUUUUGACAUUCAAAGAUAUCAUUAGUACAGCAGCCAGCCUAAGUCCUCCUGCUGCAAUCGCCUGUGCGGGACUCACCGUGGUUCUCCAGCUCCUCGUGCAAGCAGCCGAACAGCAUGAAACCCUCUUACAGGGACUCGAGGAGAUCUCCGCUUUGAUCCCUCUUCUUCGAGAAAGGGAAUGUCUUUAUUUACAGCGCGACGAAAGCCAAAACAAGCUCUUCAUUGAAAAUUUCCAGGGAGUUAUAGUUAUAUUGUACUCCAAGAUACUGGAAUUCCAAGCUCGGGCUCUUUGCUAUCUACAAAAGCACCCAGUUUCUCAGCUGCUUGCAGAUAUGUUCAAACAGAAUGCCUGGGAUGGACUGCUGGCAGAUACCACUCGCCUUGAAAACUCCAUAAAAAGCUUCACGGACAUAAAACGCGAUACGGAGAUCAGAAUCAGGCUUGAGCAGAUGCACAACACUUUGAAAACAGUUAAUGCGUGGCAGACAACAUCGCCCCGAGAAGAGAAGAUCAGAAAAUUCUUAAAGCUCCUUUACACUUGCCCUUAUGGGGACCGCAAAGACCGAAACAGCAAGCGUGUGCCGGGCACAUUCGAAUCAUUUAGCGACCUCUGGAGCAUAUUCAUUUAUGUAACAUGCACGCGUGAUGCUGGGGAGGUUCUUUGUGUGUUCGAUGCAUUGGAUGAGUGUCAGGAUGAAGACCGAACGCGCCUCAUUGAAGCCGUGGAAAAACUCUACAAUGGUGACCGAGCUCAACAGAAUCUAAAGGUACUAAUGACAAGUAGACCUUAUGACCAUAUCCGGCGCGAAUUCCGGGCACUGGAGGACCGAUUUCCCACGAUUCACUUGAGUGGGGAAGGUGAGGUUGAGGUGGAAAAGAUCUCGCGAGAAAUAGAUCUGGUGAUCGGCGAACGAGUAAGGAGAAUUGGCCAUCAAAACGACCUACGUCAAGACGAAUGCAUGUACUUGGAGAAGCAACUUACGUCGGAAAGCAUUGAAAAUCGAACAUAUCUAUGGGUCAGCUUGACCUUGGAUGUGAUUGAGCGAAUGCCAGGGUUCACCAAAGGAAAUAUUCACCGUGCAAUUCAUGGUGUCCCAAAAUCUGUUGAUGAUGCUUACACCCGAAUUCUGGAUCGCAGUCCUGAUCAUGAUAAGGCUAAGACACUAUUAGAUAUUGCCUUAGCCGCAGAGCGACCCCUUUCUCUUGAUGAAUUAUCUGUGGCUUUGGCCUUCGGCGCAGAAAGGACCAAAGAUAUAGACAUCAAUGACGAAAUUUACACAGACAAUGAACGCUUUCAAAGAACUGUCAGAGAUCUAUGUGGUCUGAUGCUGGUCAUCAUAGACACCAAAGUUUACUUGCUACAUCAAACGGUUAAAGAAUUCCUGGUUCCCAACUGUCCUCUUCGGCCGGAUAAAUGGAAACAUUCCUUGCGGCCAACCGACUCACAUUUAGUUCUCGCCAGAGCAUGCGCAUCAUACUUGAUCUAUGGGAUUGGUUGGAAAUAUUUUAUCGAUUAUGCAGCACGGUUCUGGCCCUCCCACUUCCGAAAGGCACGACUGCAGGGUGAUCACGAAUUAGCAACUCUCGGGUAUGCUCUCUGCCAAACUGAAGCGGCGCCGUAUUCUUUUUGGUCCAGCAUAUACAUCGAGGACCACCGUAUGCUUCCUGAAAAUAGCACUUCUAUCGCAAUAGCCUCAGCUUUGGGUAUUGCGGCUGUGGUUCAGCUGAGCUUUGCCGCUGAGCCGAUGAACGUGGAUUUCAAGGAUGCCGAUGGUCGUACACCACUAUCUUUGGCUGCUCGUGAUGGCCAUGAAGCAGUGGUAAACCUACUUCUAGCUACUGGGCAGGUAGAUGUGGAUUUCAAGGACUCGGAUGGCACAACACCACUAUCUUUGGCUGCUGAACGUGGCCAUGAAGCAGUGGUAAACCUACUUCUAGCUACUGGGCAGGUAGAUGUGGACUCCAAGGACAGAUGGGGAUGAACACCUCUAGCAUUGGCUGCUGAAUAUGGUUAUGAUGAAAUAGUCAAGCUACUUCAAGCAACCGGACAACUGAAUGAGAUCUCCGAGGAAGAACCCUAAGAGACAUUCAACUGAUGCCCACACUGCGCAUUACUGCAUCCCACGGCCUGCAAGCUCACCAAAGCCAACCAGACACAGCAGAGAAGCCAGUCUUCCUCUACAUCCCGAAAUACCAGCAAGAAGUUCCUCCCAAUCUCACUCAUCCUGUUUCCCAUUCACAAAAACCC
This is a messenger RNA of Aspergillus sclerotioniger CBS 115572, 2941 nucleotides long. RefSeq lists its product as uncharacterized. The coding region runs from base 312 to 2675 and encodes 787 amino acids. Gene Ontology annotation, molecular function: protein binding. The record is from RefSeq and is a predicted model, not a curated record. The transcript has 3 exons. Lineage: Eukaryota; Fungi; Ascomycota; Eurotiomycetes; Eurotiales; Aspergillaceae.